Messenger RNA from Meriones unguiculatus (Mongolian gerbil), 8424 nucleotides. RefSeq names its product chromodomain Y like 2 (gene Cdyl2). NCBI's taxonomy places the organism in Eukaryota, Metazoa, Chordata, Mammalia, Rodentia, Muridae. Gene Ontology annotation, cellular component: nucleus. Gene Ontology annotation, molecular function: transcription corepressor activity. The transcript has 7 exons. The coding region runs from base 435 to 1955 and encodes 506 amino acids. The record is from RefSeq and is a predicted model, not a curated record.
CACCGGGGCCCGGGCGCUCGGGGGGCCGCGUCCGAGGCUCGGGGCGCGCCGCGCGGCCGUCGGUCGCCGCUGCCCGCGCUCGCGUGUCGCCGCGAUCGCCGCGGCCGCCGCCGGUUACGCCAGCCCCGCCAGCCAGCCCCGCCGCCGCCCGCUCUGAUUCUGCGCACAGGCGGCCCCCAAGCCUGUCAUUCUGCAAAAACACAGUUUACUCAACACGCCGCACACACUUGCGCGCACACACAUACACACACAUACACACUCUCGCGCGCGCGCACGCACACACACACACACACACACACACUCAGACACAGACACACACGCACGCACACACGCGCUCGCGGGCGCGCGCAACCCGGACCCAGGCGUGCACACGCACGGGAGCGCGCGAGCGAGCAAGACGCGCACACCCGGCGAGCCAAGUUCCGCAGCCUGGCAUGGCUUCUGGGGACCUUUACGAGGUUGAAAGGAUUGUGGACAAGAGGAAGAACAAGAAGGGGAAAUGGGAGUAUCUUAUCCGAUGGAAAGGCUACGGCAGCACGGAGGACACCUGGGAGCCAGAGCAUCACCUCCUGCACUGUGAGGAGUUCAUUGACGAGUUCAAUGGGCUGCAUGUGUCCAAGGACAAGAGGGUGAAGUCAGGGAAGCAGGCCGGAGCCUCCAAGCUGCUUCGAGACGCCCGCAGCCUGCCAGUGGAGAGACUGUCCCAUCGGCCUCUGGAACCCGGGAAGAGUAAAUCAGCUUCCCACAAGAGGAAGCGCGUCAACUCUCCCCUGUCCAGGCCCAAGAAGGGGUCUUCGGGAAAGGCCCCUGGGGCUGGAGACAGGGCAGCCAAGACCGUGUCCUAUAGGACUACUCCCAGUGGCUUGCAAAUCAUGCCCCUGAAGAAGGCCCAGAACGGCUUGGAGAAUGGAGACGCUGGCUCUGAGAAGGAUGAGUCGCAGUUUGGAAAUGGGUCCAACCAGCCAGACUUGGAGUUGAAUGACCAGGCUGCAGAGCAGGACACCAGUGAUUGUGAUGGGACCCACUCCACGCUGGUGGAGAACGGAGUUGGCUCUGCCCUGACCAAUGGAGGUCUGAACCUGCACAGCCCUGUGAAGAGGAAGCUGGAGACAGAGAAGGACUACGUCUUUGACAAGAGGCUCAGGUACAGCGUCCGCCAGAAUGAAAGCAACUGUCGAUUUCGUGACAUUGUGGUGCGGAAAGAAGAGGGCUUCACCCACAUUCUUCUGUCCAGCCAGACUUCAGAUAACAAUGCCCUGACGCCUGAGAUCAUGAAGGAAGUCCGGCGAGCGCUGUGCAACGCGGCCACCGACGACAGCAAGCUGCUGCUGCUCAGCGCAGUGGGCAGUGUGUUCUGCAGCGGCCUGGACUAUUCCUACCUGAUCGGCCGGCUGUCCAGCGACCGGAGAAAGGAGAGCACGCGGAUCGCAGAGGCCAUCAGAGACUUUGUGAAGGCCUUUAUCCAGUUUAAGAAGCCCAUCGUGGUAGCCAUUAACGGGCCAGCUUUGGGCCUGGGAGCCUCCAUUCUGCCCCUCUGUGACAUCGUGUGGGCCAGUGAGAAGGCCUGGUUUCAGACACCAUACGCUACUAUCCGCCUCACACCUGCUGGCUGUUCCUCCUACACCUUCCCCCAGAUCCUGGGUGUGGCGCUGGCCAAUGAAAUGCUGUUCUGUGGGCGGAAACUCACUGCCCAAGAGGCAUGCAGCCGGGGCCUCGUGUCCCAGGUCUUCUGGCCCACAACAUUCAGCCAGGAGGUCAUGCUGCGGGUGAAGGAGAUGGCGUCUUGCAGUGCUGUGGUUUUGGAGGAGUCCAAAUGUCUGGUGCGAAGCUUCCUGAAGUCCGUGCUGGAAGAUGUGAAUGAGAAGGAAUGCCUCAUGCUGAAGCAGCUCUGGAGCUCAUCUAAAGGCCUGGAUUCCCUGUUCAGCUACCUGCAGGACAAGAUCUAUGAAGUCUGAAGGGCCCCAGUUCGCUCGCCUCACCGCUCGAGGGUACCUGACUUUCAGCUAGGCCCUGUAUUUCUACCAUCGGAGCCCAGGGUCCAUUCUAGCCAGGAGUUUGUCGGGGUGUGUCUUUACGCCUAGGGUUGUGUCCAUUCCUUGUGUCCUUGGUUGUUCCUCAUUGGUUUGAUUUUGUGUGACGGGGGGAAGUGCAGCACCCUUGGCCUCCCUGUGUCCCUGUCCCAGCCAGCCACGGAGCCUUCCAGGAAAGCAUCUUCCUAAGGCUCUGCCGAGUACUGCUGGCCCUUCCCCACUAGCUGAAAUGCUCCACCACCAUGGUCCAGAAGGGGAAGACCAACCUCCCCCAUCCUCCCAACUCAGGCUGUGUCUACACAGUGCCUCCAACUUGGAGAUGAGGCCAUCAUGGUUCUCUGGUUAAGUGACCUGGGACCAGGGAACAAUCAUCUUAGGGAACCCACAGACCAAUGAGCACGUGACUACGUAGGCCUAUAGGCCCGGCUUCAGGCUCUUCUCCAGUACAACUCGGUGUGACUCUUAGGGCUUGGUCUUAAAACCCAGCUGACUGAUUUACAAACCCAGAUGUUGUACAUUUAGAAAUGUUUUGUUAAAUAUAUAUUUUUAAAACAACGUAAGUGGAAAUUCUGAUAAUUUAUGUGUAUUAUAUGUAAAGCUAGUUUUGCAAAAACAUGAAUUACUAGGAAAUUUUUUCUUUAUUUGGAUUUAUUUUAUUUAUUUAUUUUUGUUUAUAUAUUAUGAAGUCUAUUGUUCACACAGAUCUUAUUUUCAUACUACCCUGGACCAAAUACUAUUCAAGGUUCAUGCCGUUUGGUGCACUCUUGCAAUGAGCCCUGUGGAAAGGUCCGACACGAGAAUGGAAAGACUUUUUUUUUUGUGGAUUUUAAAGGAACAAGCCUGUGUCAGACCCUCUGCAUGCUCCUCUUAUGACAUAAUGCCAGUUCUCUGAUCUUGUUUUUAGGACAAGUCAUGGUGGCACUUUCUCUUUCACUCACUGUCCCUAAGAAGAAUUGAGGACUCUUGUCAGCCCAGGUGGUCUCAAAGCAGGACCCACUUUCUAAAUGUGUGAUGUUCAGAAAGGGUAGGGGUCAUCCCUACUUUAGGAUGAUAUAUUGUCUAGAGUAAGACUUUUUGUUUGCUCUGGGAUAGAUGAGUGGACUUGGAGCUUUCUUUCUACAUGGAUAGUAAUGUCUUGGUGGGUCUUCUGGGGUGUGGAGGAAGAAAACCCAGUCUCAGGAGUUUCUGUAGGGUCCAAACGGUUUUGCUGAAGAAGCCUGAAUUGUGAAUCAUUUUUUUUUUUUUUUAUAACUGGGAAAACACAAGGGAGCAAUAUCCAGCAUUGAGUUCUUUUUGCCUCAAUGGCACUGGGCUACCAGAGGCCUUCAGUAGCUGUGUGCCAUCCAAAUAAAGUCCUUGGAUCUGCACUGGGGAGAGUUUGGGUUUGAGUUGAUGAAGAGACAGGAAAUAGAAGGAACUAAUUGUGAUUGGAGCCUCAAACCUAUAUGAGAUCAUGUGCCCAGAGAAAAUUAGACUGGCAGGGUGCCUGGCUCUUUCUAGAUAUGUUUCAACCUUGACUACUAUGUUUUCUCUUCAUUUCCCUCUGAGUUUCCAGCCUUUCUCAGCCUUUCCUUGCAGACAGUGGGGUGCAGCAUAGAGUUGGCAUAGCUUGUAGAGGGAAGGUGGGGUGCCAAAGGGUAGAGUUGGUUCUUUGCCUGCUCUUGAAUGGGAAUAGCUACCCUAGUCACAAGUAGAAGGAAUGCAUGGCCCUGCCCUUUGAAUGACACAGGAAGCUGGAUGUUUGCAUGAGGACUGGUGAACCGUCUCUCCAAGCAGUGGCUCCCAUGUGUAGUUGGCCUUGUAGGCCUUCGGAUGAGCAUGCUUUGCUCUAUAGAAAAGCCUUAGAGUUCAGAAGGGGGAGGGGAAUCUUGCAUUCUCCACCACCCUGUGCCAUCUUGGCCAUGAGGACCCUGAAGCUACAGCCAACAUUGCCUUUGUUCAAUCACAGGAAAAUGGAAUUGAAACCUGUAGAUCCCUGGUGUCCCUAUACAACACUGUAGGAGCUGUGGACUGGGGUGUAGAGAGUUAAUAUGGGAAAAUACCUGAUUCUGACCAGAUGCCUGUUGUUGUCUCUUCUCCAUUGAAUGAGUUCCAUAUUAAAUUCAAAUCUAAUUUGAAAAUAUACUGAAUUCUCCUCCCCACCCCACCCCCAAAUCAUAAGACAGCCUUUGUUCUUAUACAUGUCUCAAAGACUCAUUACUAUUGCUGCCGCCUCUGUAGAAAACCACCUCCACCCCAAACCCAUGCUUUCUGACUGGCUUCUGAUCAAGCCUGUUUUGUCCAUAGGGAAGCAAGCAGUCAGGAUUUUUUUUUUUUUUUUCUGGAAAUGGAAGGGGUUGUUUAGAAAUUCCUGUUAUCAGCAUUCAUCUUUGAUUCCUGUUGUUACAACCAGAUAUGCUUUAUAGCUUUGGGCAUUUGAUGAGCACCAAACCUCUAAACAUAUCAAGGACUUAAGAUGACCGAGGUAGACACUGACUAUUUCCAAGGUGGAAUUCACAUUACUAGUUUUGAAAGACUGUGUUUUGUCUGUUUGAAUAAAGUCCUUUCAGAAAGGUAGUUCUGCUGCCUGGGCACAAGUCAUUUAGCAGUCAAUCUGCUGGUCUGGCUAGACCACUGGAGAUGCAUUUUCAGGGUAGCUGUGUGGGUAGUGUGUAGUUGAAAUCCAGAUGACCUAUAGCAUAUCAAGCUGGGAUGGCAAAUACCAGUACAGUGGUUGUGUCCAGAUUGCCCUAAAAGCUUUAUUGAGGUAGGGUGCUGGCUUCCAUCUUCUAUUUUGUGCCCUAGUGUCCUCUCUCCUCUCCUAAGGUCCUUCUGCUUGUCCAUUUACCUUCCUUGUUUCUGUUCCAUGGCAUCCUUUCCUAGGGCCCAAGUAAGUCUUUGAGGAAUUGUAGAUGGUUUUUGCGGGCCCAAUUUAGAGUUCCUUUCGAACUUGGAAGGUCAGCUAUGAGUGAGAAAUAGAGGCUGCUUCUUCUGAGUAAAGGUCCCCUUUAGCAAACCAUUUGGGACUCUCUUCUGUGUGCCACAACCUUGGUGGUAGCAACUCCCAGCAACUGCUGUACAGCACUGCUGGGAUUAACUGCUUCCAUCCCAGGGACUUUUGAAGAAUCAUGGUUAGGAUGACCAGACCCACCUCAGCACCGGGAAGCCACCCCUUAAUGUUGAUGUUCAUCUAUUCAGGUGAUCCUUUAGUGUGUAGAAAUAAAGUCAGAGGGGAAGAGGCCAUGUUUGCUGAGAGUGAAGUAACCGUGAGAAAGAAGUACAGAAACGACUUUAAAAUCUUAUUCUCUGGCAUAGAUCAAACUGGGAAAUGUCCUCUCAGAAGCAUGAAAAGAUUUCCCUGUGUGAAGUUAAAUCUGAGGAUGGAAAAAUAAUCACAGUAGACUUUGGACAAUGCAAUUAUAUCUCUGAAUUUCUCUUUUACAAAUAGCCUUGGCCGAAUGCUUAAUCGUAUCUUUCACUACUAACUGCUGCUUUCAAAACCUCUUAAAAAGUUUGUAAUUUUUUUUUAAAUUUGGAAUUUAGUCCCAUCCACACACUUUUUCAAUCUAGUUUCUGUAGAAGAUUUUUUUAAAUAGAAAAAUAGAAACAUCUGCAAAUCUUCCUAUGGGAACAUUUAGAAGGGAGAAUUGUUUCUUUCCUGUGUUUCUGUGUUAAGAUACUUAGAUCUGUUGUAUAGAUGAGUCAAGAUGCCCUCACUAAUAUACACAGUAUUUAAGACUCCAAAUGAGAUUUCUUAAGUAUUUUAUUUUAUUCUCUGUAAAUGGUUUUGUAAACUCUUGCAAAUUUACACUUUGGUUUUGUAGAUACAUCUUUGGGGGGGUUGUCUUGCAUGUGUGUGUUUUGUUGCUGUAGCUAAUAAGUGUCACAUAGUUCUUUCUGCAGGUUUUGGUUGAAAUGCUUAUAGACUUUAAUACAGUAAAUAUAUUUUCAGAAUAUAAACUUUUAUAUUUCUGUGGUAACUUAGGACAUGCGUUGUAGGCAAUCUUUUCCAUUAAUAUCACUCCUUUCUUCAGAAAAAGAUCUCAUACUUGUUUGGUGCCAAUGUUUUGUCUUUGUUUUCUGAUUUGUUUUUUUAAAUCAAAUAGUCUUACAUUAUUAAGAAAUCAAGUCAAUUUUUUCUUUUUUUAGAAGUCAUUGUGUUUGAAAUCUAAUUUGAAAAUGCAUUGAAUUUGUGAAUAAGCCUUACCAUUAGGUUCAAUAAUUCUUCUUACCUUCAAAACUACAUGUGUAGUUCAAGAUUCCCUCCCCUCCCCCCAUAAAUUCUCACUGUGUAGCAGUUGAUGGAGUUGUGAACAGAGCCUUAAGCUUGUUGCAAAAAAAAAAAAAAUUAAAAGGGUAAUACGGGUUGUUUCCUCCAUGUAAGCCAUGUUGGCGGGCUCAAUGCAGUCUGUAAGUAGUUCAUGGCUAAUCUGAAGAGAGAGGUGGCAUGGAUGGCGGCAGGGACUAGGUGGAGUUCUUGGUGAAUGUCUUUGGCCAUAAGACUGGGCCAAGGACAGGUUUUCUGAGCCACUUUCAUUCUAGUCAGAUGGUUUAGGGACGGUGACAGGGAGGGCUGCUGAUUCAUCAUUUGUUCUCAACAAAUGGCAUCUCUUGCUCCUGACCCUGGCUGUGGGUUCCUUGUGGGUGACCUGAAAAUGUCCAGAGUAGCUAAAGUCUGCACUCUCUGAAAACUGUUAACAAAGUUUACAUAAGAGUCUUACUGUGUAGACAAUCUGGAGUCAGUUUUUGUUCCAUCAUUGACAUCACCGCGUGUUCUUGGUGUUUCUGUGAGGAACUGCGUGUCAAGCCAUACUAGACUGGAGUUCAGCAGGGUGGAGGCACUGUAGUUUCAGGGCUUGAGCAGCAAGCAAGCUGGUCUAUCCAUGGCUGUUUCAGUGGCACAAAAUCCAUAGAUUUUUAUCCACCAGUGGGUCUGGUAUAUGUUGGAAUCUAAUAGAGUUAAUUCUCAAAAAUCAAAUUACAGUUUCUUUUGGUAGGUGGUACUCCAGGCAUCAUCAGCUGAUUCUCCUUAGAAACCCUUGAAAUAUGAUCUUGAGUUGAGGGCUGUGUGGUUAAGCAUGUGGUCCAUCUCUAGGAAGUAUUCAAAGUCACCUUAUCAGCCAUUAGGAUUAAGAUUGGCAUGUGUGCAUGUGUCAAUCAGAAGACCUGAUGGGGAGAGUUCUGCCUCAACCUUACAUCUCUGGGUUUGCCUCUCACCUCUUUGUCUCAUCAUCUAGUCUGAUGCUGGAGCUUGUUGGCUCUGGGAAGUUCAGAGGGUGUAGAGUUUUCCAUCUAGUAUUUAAUUUGCCAUUGUGCCAUUAGUCCCAGCUUGAACUUAUUUUCUAAUGUCUACAUUAACAAGAUUGUAAAAAUAAUUGCCUUUCAUAAAACCAAGGACCAAAGAUUCCAUUAUUCCAACCAAGCAUGAGUUUCAUAAGCUGUAAGCACAUCUGGGUCCAGAUGUGUGAGCUUCGCGGCACAGAGGAACCCUUGGUUCCCCCAAACUUGUGCUCCCCCUGACUGGCCACACAGAGAAGAAGUGGAAUAGCUCAUUGAAAAAGGCUCUGGAGGAGUUUCUGAGAUGGGAAUGUUAGUACCUCAGGUGGAUGUUUCUGUGGUGUAGUCUUGAGUUUUUAUUUAUCCUGUCAUAGAGUAGAGGUCAGGGAUUCCUCCAGGUGUCUGGCCACUGUAGACUCUUCAUGUGCACACGGGCCUCCAGCUGAAGUUUUACAGCUAGGUCUGCCAUGGUACAUCCUGUGACUGACUGCCAGAUGUCUAUCUCUUCAGUUCUUCAUCAAGCCAUUCUACUUCCUGCUUGGUAGAGCAAGAGUUUUCCUAUUAUCCCCUGGUGGGGGCACCAGGGGAUUCCCCAUUCUCAUUCAUGAUGAUGCCAUUGACCUCUUAACUAUUCCAGAGAUGACUGAUAUUAAAGAAGUGCUAUUCUAUUGGUAAGGCUUAUUACCAAACUUCUGAUAAUGAAGCAGGCUACCAAAAACAUGUCCAGCUCACCCUAGGAGUGUUUGGGUUUGAUCAUGGAUGUAGCGUACACACCAAAACCCAUGAAUACCUUUGCAGGUUAGGUUACUAAUUUUCUUUUGCCAGAUUUUCAUGGGAGAGUCCUUAGUUCUGGAUAUUUGUAAGUAUGAGUCCUUCAUAGAGUUAUAUGCAGGUAUAGCUGGCCCAUUCUCCACACUGUAAAUAUUUUCCCCAAACCGGGUGCAGUACUGAGGGUAAUAAUCUUCUGAUUUAUCAAAUGCUGACUGUCUGAAGCAAAUCGUCCACUUUUUGUGAAUGGUCCUGUAACGUAUAUGAACAUAUUUCUGGGUGCCUUAGAAGUUGUAUUUUUCAUGUGUGCUAAUAUGCAGUAUUUAUACAUUGUGAGAAGCUGCUUUGAAUAAAAAGAUUGAAAUUGAAA